Molecule: messenger RNA, 2001 nt
Organism: Anoplopoma fimbria (sablefish)
Lineage: Eukaryota; Metazoa; Chordata; Actinopteri; Perciformes; Anoplopomatidae
Gene: yipf1
Product: Yip1 domain family, member 1
Exons: 10
Coding region: 228-1136 (302 amino acids)
Biological process (GO): vesicle-mediated transport
Cellular component (GO): membrane; Golgi apparatus
Molecular function (GO): small GTPase binding
Source: RefSeq, a predicted model, not a curated record
GCCGCCAUUGCUGUAAAAAAAUUGCGUGAACGGAGAUGACGUGACUCUCAUUAAACGGCUCUGGCUUGUAUAUCCUGUUCCAACCUAUGAGUCCAACCAAUGCCAACCUGACGGAAGGGAGAUGUUCUUUACAGGUUUUGGUGUAUGAUUUGCUUUCCCAAACUAAGUUGUCAUUAACUUUCCCAAACGUUCCUGUGAGGCGAACCACGCAGAGUGAAUCUGUGUAAAUGGCGUCCACCAAUGACCCAUUCCAAUUUCAAGAAUUUGAAGAAGCUGGCAAUCUUUUGGAAGCCAACAGAGAUGCAAUCACAAUAAGUAUUGAAGAUGAGGAUAUCAAACCUGAGAAGCAGAGAAAGGCAGCUGGUUUCUCUCCUGAUGACGAGGACCCACUGGCCGGUGAUGACAAAACAGAGCUUCUCUCUGGGGAAAAGACAAGUGUCCCCUUCUGGACAUUUGAGUACUACCAAAAGUUUUUUGACGUUGAGACCCAUCACGUGAAGGAAAGAAUCAUUGGAUCAAUGCUGCCAUGGCCUGGAAAGAAUUUCAUUCAUGUCCACCUUCGUAGGAAUCCUGAUCUAUAUGGACCAUUCUGGAUUUGCACAACCCUUGUGUUUGCUAUUGCCAUCAGUGGAAACAUAUCCAACUUUCUGGUGCACUUGGGCAAACCAAACUACAAGUAUACCCCAGAGUUUCAAAAAGUGACAAUAGCUGCAACAGCGAUCUUCAGCUAUGCUUGGUUUGUGCCCCUUGCCCUGUGGGGUUUGCUGCUAUGGAGAAACAACAAGAUCAUGAACCUGGUGUCGUACUCCUUCAUGGAGAUCGUCUGUGUGUAUGGAUAUUCCCUUUCCAUUUACAUACCAGCAGUGGUCCUAUGGAUUCUCCCAUAUGAAUGGCUGAGGUGGUGCACCGUCGUUGUGGCUCUCUGCCUCUCUGGCUCAGUUCUGGUGUUGACUUUCUGGCCUGCAGUCAGGGAUGACCACCCUAAAGUUAUCAUAGCAAUCAUGUCGGCCAUUGUUGUGCUCAACGUCCUGCUUGCGGUCGGCUGUAAGGCCUAUUUCUUCAGCAAACCAGAAGAAGCAAUACCAGCUGACAAUUCAGCUGCAACAGAGUUGACCAAAGCACCCUCUGCAACAUGAAAGGCUUUCUUUAUCUAAAGGUUCUCCGGUUGCCUUAUUAGAGAGAAUUGGGUUGCUGUGGUGAUGAAGUCAUGGGUCGUCUUGAUUUCACCUGAACUCGGACAUUCUGGCUCAUGACCUGAAAACCCAGUCUGCAUGCUUGGUACAACUGCAUGACCUCUGGAAAUAAACAAGGGUACCAAGUAUGUUAUUUCUAAUGGGAUGGGUUCUAUAAUUCCUUAAAGAUAAAUGGGGUCUUGUGUUACCAAGCACAUAAGUUCUCUUGUAGUAUGGUAUCUCCGCUUAUAUUUCUUAUGUAGAAAUAUUAAGAUUAACCAGUCGGCGCAGUUAUGUUGGUAGAAUUAAAGGCAUUUUGUAUAUGCAUUUUUUUUUUUUAUAUUCAGUUAAUGGGAACUUGUCAGUAUACUUUGUGUAAAAAAUAUUCCGUAUGAACAGCACAAAACUUAGAGGUGUUGUUAAGAUUUUUAAGGGUUGGACUUAUUAUGUACAAAAAGAUUCAUUGUAUUUUCCUCUAACUGAUUUAACCGCAAGUGCCCAUAACUAAUGCCAAAGACCCAUUCUAAAUGUCCAAGGUAUUUACAACUUUUGCAUUUUUUUUAUUAAUUUGUUUUUACAUAGUUACAAACUGAAGUUGAUAAAAUGUAUGAAAUUCAUAUAUCUCUUCUCAAUAAGUGUUUCAUUGGAAGAAUAUAAGAAAUGAUCUUUUUGUGGGACCCAUCUUUUAUUAAUGAAACCAUCAAUGAUAAAGGUGACUAUGAUUUACAGUCAACUCGGAGUCUAUGUUUAAGCACAAAUGAAAAUUUAUGAACAGAUAAGUUGCAUACUGUCUUUUAACAUUAAAUAAAUAAUUCCACAUUCAUAGAAA